CGCUUUUCCCACGGAGCCUGCGGGAGGGGCUGAGGCUGCAGGACCACGCCCUCCACGCGUGCCUCUCCACCACCGGCCCGAACCCCUAGGCCCGUCCACCCUGCCAGACUCCUCUCCAGCGGGCCGGAAGCGUGGACUUGUUCGCCCUCUGCAGGCAGCUUCUCUGGUCCAGAUCUGGAAGCCGAAGGGAAUGACGCGGGUGCCCCCAGAGCCCCAGCUCCGGGCGGGGAGGGCGAGCCCCUUGACGCCCUCCUGGGAGGCACCGAUAAGGAGCUGAAGGCAGGACCCGGCGUCACCGCGGGCAGCACCCCGACAGCGCCGGGGACCCCUUGGCAGCGGGAGCCACAGGACGAGGCUAUGGACCCAGCGUGCGGCUGCUCCCGGGGCGCGCUCCCGCGGCCCUGCCGCGUACUGGUGUUGCUGAAUCCGCGCGGCGGCAAGGGCAAGGCGCUGCAGCAGUUCCAGAGGCUCGUGCUGCCCCUUCUGGCCGAGGCGGAGGUCUCCUUCAAACUGACGGUCACUGAGCGACAGAACCACGCGCGCGAGCUGGUGCGGGCGGAGGAGCUGGGCCGCUGGGACGCGCUGGUGAUCAUGUCUGGGGACGGGCUGAUGCACGAGGUGGUCAAUGGGCUCAUGGACCGGCCGGACUGGGAGACCGCCAUCCAGAAGCCCUUGUGCAGCCUCCCAGGAGGCUCUGGGAACGCGCUGGCCGCUUCUUUGAAUCACUAUGCUGGCUAUGGGCAGGUGACCAAUGAAGAUCUCCUGACCAACUGCACACGGCUGCUAUGCGGCAGGCUCCUAUCGCCCAUGAACCUUCUGUCCCUGCACGCGGCCUCAGGGAUUCGCCUCUUCUCUGUGCUCAGCCUGGCCUGGGGAUUGGUGGCUGAUGUGGAUGUGGAGAGUGAGAAGUAUCGGUGCCUGGGGGAGAAGCGCUUCACUGUGGGCACCUUCUUUCGCCUGGUGAACCUGCGCACCUACCGGGGCCAACUGGCCUACCUCCCCACAGGAAGUGCUGUCUUGAGUAAGACACCCACUUCCCCUCUGCUGCUGCAGGGGGGCCCUGUGGACUCACACCUUGUUCCCCUGGAGGAGCCAGUGCCCUCUCACUGGACUGUGGUGCCCGAGCAGGACUUUGUGCUGGUGCUGGCACUGCUGCACACUCACAUGGCGAGCAAGAUGUUCACGGCACCCAUGGGCCGCUGUGCGGCUGGUGUUAUGCAUCUGUUCUACGUGCGUGCAGGGGUACCGAGGACCAUGCUGUUGCGCCUCUUCCUGGCCAUGGAGAAUGGCACGCACAUGGAGUAUGGCUGCCCAUACCUGGUGCACGUGCCCGUGGUCGCCUUCCGCCUGGAGUGCAAGGAUGGGAGGGGUGUGUUUGCUGUGGACGGGGAGCUGUUGAUCUCUGAGGCUGUGCAGGGCCAGGUGCAGCCUGACUACCUCUGGAUGGUUAGUGGCGGCAGGGAGCCCCCACCCACCCAGAAGCCCCAGCAGAAGGCUUUAUGAGCCCAUGGGCCCUGCAGUCCCUUAUCUACUGGUAUAGGCUGAGGUAGGGCUUCCCACCCUGGAUGGAAGGGCCUGCCUACAGCUCAUGUUGGGGUGAUGGGGACUCUUCCAGAGAAGGGGGUGGAAAGGCGGUGGAGGCUAUGCUCUGAGGACCAGAGGUCAAAAUGGGGCCCUGGGCAAGAGCCCCACUGCUGGGGCCAGUUGCUUGCGGAAGGCAGUCCCAUUAGUUCUGGGGGGCCUCUUCCAUGAAUCAAGUCCAAAUAAAGUGAUAUCCCCA
Messenger RNA from Heterocephalus glaber (naked mole-rat), 1780 nucleotides. RefSeq names its product sphingosine kinase 1 (gene Sphk1). Gene Ontology annotation, cellular component: intracellular membrane-bounded organelle; membrane; cytoplasm. The record is from RefSeq and is a predicted model, not a curated record. Gene Ontology annotation, biological process: sphingosine biosynthetic process; cellular response to growth factor stimulus; negative regulation of apoptotic process. NCBI's taxonomy places the organism in Eukaryota, Metazoa, Chordata, Mammalia, Rodentia, Bathyergidae.